Molecule: messenger RNA, 354 nt
Organism: Necator americanus (New World hookworm)
Lineage: Eukaryota; Metazoa; Nematoda; Chromadorea; Rhabditida; Ancylostomatidae
Exons: 1
Coding region: 1-354 (117 amino acids)
Source: RefSeq, a predicted model, not a curated record
AUGGUCGGUUACUACAUCAUCUGCGAUUUGAUGAUGACUGGUGUUCUUAUCACAUCUAGCAUCAGCCAAGCGGAACGAAUGCUAGCCGUUGUUGUUGUUCUCGCGUUGUUCAUGCGAAACGGAUGGGUUUCGGAGGCUCCACGUACGCUCAACGGAACGAACUUAUCCGAGUGCAUCAACUCCGUUUACCUAGGUCAAGAAAUGAGCAUGAAGAAUGGCUCGAUAACCGAACUGAGGAAAGAGAAACGAACGGCUUGGGGAGUUCCUAGGAUUAGGACGAGGACGCACUGGAGAAACCACAGAACAAGUUGUUCAAUCCUCACCUGUUUAACACCACCGCACUUCCUGCUUUGA